This is a messenger RNA of Podospora pseudopauciseta, 1284 nucleotides long. Its product is annotated as Chitinase 4. Gene Ontology annotation, cellular component: extracellular region. Lineage: Eukaryota; Fungi; Ascomycota; Sordariomycetes; Sordariales; Podosporaceae. Gene Ontology annotation, molecular function: chitinase activity; chitin binding. Bases 1 to 1284 code for a protein of 427 amino acids. The transcript has 3 exons. The record is from RefSeq and is a predicted model, not a curated record. Gene Ontology annotation, biological process: chitin catabolic process; carbohydrate metabolic process.
AUGUCACUCUUCUCCCUCAAGAAAGCGGCGCUGGCUGCCCUUUCUUUUUGUUCGCUCGCUGCCACGGUUCAAGGAUCACCCCUUCCAUCUCCAAGUGAGGUCGAAGUCACCAUACGACAGUCUGGUGGUUACAAGAAUAUUGUUUAUUUUACCAACUGGGGCAUCUAUGGACGUAACUACCAACCUGCCCAGCUGCCAGCGUCACAAAUUACUCAUGUUCUCUAUUCCUUUGCCAAUCUUCGACCGGAUGGCGAGGUCUAUCUUUCAGACACCUAUGCAGACCUAGACAAGCACUACCCCGGCGACUCAUGGAGCGAGCCCGGCCGCAAUGUCUACGGCUGCGUCAAACAGCUCUUUCUCCUCAAGAAAUCCAACCGCCACAUGAAAGUCCUCCUCAGCAUCGGCGGAUGGACGUACUCCACCAACUUUGCCUCCGCCGCCUCAACCCCGGCCUCGCGGGCCCGCUUCGCCGACUCCGCCGUCCGCCUCCUCGCCGACUUGGGUUUCGACGGCCUGGACAUCGACUGGGAAUACCCCGCAAGCUCUGGUGAGGCGGCCAACUAUGUGCUCCUCCUUCAGGCGGUCCGGUCCGCCCUCGACUCCUACUCCGCCACCCACGCCAGCAACUACCACUUCCUCCUCACCAUCGCCAGCCCGGCCGGACCGACCCACUACAACACCAUGCAGCUGCGAUCCAUGGCCAACCACCUCGACUUCUUCAACUUGAUGGCCUACGACUACGCCGGCUCCUGGGACUUCCGCGCCGGCCACCAAGCCAACCUCUACCACACAAACGACACCGCCACCCCAUAUUCGACCGAGCGUGCCGUGUCGGACUACAUCUCGGCCGGCAUCCCCGCGUCCAAGAUCGUGCUCGGCAUGCCAAUCUACGGGAGGGCCUUCACCAACACAAACGGACUGGGGCAGGCCUAUUCCGGCGUCGGCGGCGGGAGCUGGGAGAAUGGCGUGUGGGAUUACAAAGACCUGCCCAAGCCCGGAGCCCAGGUCGUGUACGACGCCGCGGCGGGCGCCACGUACAGCUAUGACUCGGCCAAAAGGGAGCUCAUCUCCUUUGACACGGCCGAGAUGAUCCAGAGAAAGGUUGCGUACCUCAAGCAGAGGGAGCUCGGGGGCAGCAUGUUCUGGGAGGCGUCUGCUGACCGGACCGACGGGCAGAGCUUGAUUGGGACCAGCUUUCGGGAGCUGGGGGGCAUCGAUUCGAGUCCAAACCAGCUCAGAUUUCCUGACAGUCAGUAUGAGAAUCUGCGGGCGGGGUUUGUUUGA